AUGGAUAACUACGAUAAACUGGAAAAAAUUGGAGAAGGAACAUAUGGUGUCGUAUACAAAUGUAUGGAACUUUCAUCAAAAGAAAUUGUUGCUGUGAAGAAAAUACGCAUGGAAAUGGAAGACGAAGGUAUACCUGCUACAGCCAUUCGAGAAAUUAGUAUUUUGAAGGAACUCAAUCAUCCUAAUAUUGUGAAUUUGCGAGAAAUUCUCAUGGAUGAUUCAAGAUUAUAUCUUGUAUUUGAGUUUGUUCCUAUGGAUUUAAAAAAAUUUAUUGAUUCAAGGCCUAAAAAACAUUUGGAUGAAAUUACUACAAAGUCAUUCACUUAUCAGUUAUUAGUUGCUAUAUACUUUUGCCAUGUGAGACGAAUUUUACAUAGAGAUCUUAAACCACAAAAUAUUUUAAUUGACACUAAGCACAAUAUACUGAAAGUUGCUGAUUUUGGUUUGGGCCGUACUUUUGGUUUGCCAAUACGUGUGUACACUCAUGAGGUAGUAACGCUAUGGUACAGAGCUCCAGAGGUAUUGUUAAACACACAACGUUAUGGCUGCCCAAUUGAUGUUUGGUCCAUAGGAUGUAUAUUUGCAGAAAUGGCACAAGGAAAACCCUUAUUUCAAGGAGAUUCAGAAAUUGAUCAAUUGUUUCGUAUUUUCAGGAUUUUGACUACUCCAACUGAAGAUACAUGGCCAGGAGUUUCCGAUCUUAAGGAUUAUAAGCCGACUUUUCCGAAAUGGAGUGAUAAUAUGUUAGCAGAUUCAGUGAAAAACCUCAGUUCCGGUGGAGUGGACUUAAUGCGGCAAAUGUUGGUUUAUGAUCCAAGCAAACGAAUCAAUGCAAGAGAUUCACUCCAACAUAGUUAUUUCAAGGAUUUAAAUAAAAGUAUUUUACCAGCUCUUCCUGAGAUUAAGUUUUAA
Macrosiphum euphorbiae (potato aphid) is the source of this 912-nucleotide messenger RNA. The record is from the annotation of a GenBank genome assembly. NCBI's taxonomy places the organism in Eukaryota, Metazoa, Arthropoda, Insecta, Hemiptera, Aphididae.